AUGUCGACCAUUCCUCACCAAACGGAACGCGCAGAGCCACAAUCACCGGCAACGGCGAGCAAUAAUAGUCUUCGGUUCAGCUGCGACACCUGCCACACGACGAUUUUUGUCAGCUUCGAAGAAGACUGGGCUGGGCAGUGGCACCCUGAAGACUUCAUCUGGCAGCACGCCACUCUAGGAACCUGCAACCGCCUCAACGACAUCCAUGUGGACUAUCACCGUCUCGACUUUGCCACACGGCAGACGCUGUGCCUCAUACGUGAUGAGAAGGAGGCCAUGGAGAACGACAAUGGUCAUGGUGCUGAGCAGCUCGAUGCAUUGCUAGAAUCUGUUGCGCCAAAAGUCUUGGACUUCCAACUUGUCACAGAAUGCACUGGAACAGACGGAAGCAGGCAUGAGACGAGUUUUGGUGCGACUUCAGAGGGCUCUGGAAACGCUUCCCGCGCGACUUCUGAGAGCUCCGGAAGAACAUCCCCUGCGACUUCUGAGAGCUCUGGAAGAUCCUCCUCUGCGACUUCUGAGUGCUCUGGCGGAGAUGAUGCUGGCAAGAACGAGGGCGACGGAGGAAACAGCAAGGGAGACGAGUGUGAGCAAAAAUGUGAUGAUGUUGACGCGGAAGCGCGCUUUGGUGCUCGCUAUGAGCAACGAGAAAAGCGGAGUUAUUAA
Messenger RNA from Cyphellophora attinorum, 666 nucleotides. RefSeq lists its product as uncharacterized. The record is from RefSeq and is a predicted model, not a curated record. NCBI's taxonomy places the organism in Eukaryota, Fungi, Ascomycota, Eurotiomycetes, Chaetothyriales, Cyphellophoraceae. The transcript is spliced from 2 exons. The coding region runs from base 1 to 666 and encodes 221 amino acids.